Pieris macdunnoughi is the source of this 819-nucleotide messenger RNA. NCBI's taxonomy places the organism in Eukaryota, Metazoa, Arthropoda, Insecta, Lepidoptera, Pieridae. The record is from the annotation of a GenBank genome assembly.
AUGCUUAUCAAAGAAUAUCGUGUUACACUACCAUUAACAGUUGAAGAGUAUCAAGUGGCUCAGCUAUUCUGCGUAGCUGAGGUAUCAAAAAACGAAACCGGUGGAGGCGAAGGCAUAGAAGUAAUUAAGAAUGAACCAUUCAAAGACUACCCCUUGCUUGGGGGUAAAUACUCAUCGGGGCAGUACACUUACAAGAUCUACCAUUUGGCGUCCAAAGUGCCGGCCUUCAUCAGAUUGCUGGCUCCAAAAGGUUCCCUCGAAGUUCAUGAAGAGGCCUGGAAUGCCUACCCAUAUUGUCGGACUGUUUUAACGAAUCCCGGCUAUAUGAAAGAGAACUUCGUUAUCUGCAUAGAGUCUUUGCAUUUACCAGACGCGGGUGACCAAUAUAAUGUGCACGAACUGCCGCCAGAAAAGCUUAAGACGCGCGAAGUCGUCAACAUAGACAUUGCCAACGACCCAAUGUCCCCUGCGGACUACAAGGCUGAGACCGACCCAACGAAGUUUAAGUCUACAAAGACUGGACGGGGUCCAUUGGUCGGGGCCAACUGGAAGAAUGAGGUCAAGCCAGUCAUGACUUGCUAUAAACUGGUCACCGCUGAGUUUAAGUGGUUCGGACUCCAGAGCAAAGUUGAAAAUGUGAUCCAGAAAUCUGAGCGACGGUUGUUCACUAUCUUCCACAGACAAGUCUUCUGUUCUAUGGACGACUGGUACGGUAUGACAAUGGCUGACAUCCGCGCCAUUGAGGACCGCACUAAGGAGGAGCUAGAGAGGCUUCGUCGUGAAGGAGAAGUGCGCGGAAUGCGCGCCGACAACGAAUAA